GUGACGAUGAUAUCCUCCCCCCCCCUCCCACACACACUCUCUCUCUCUCUCUCUCACACACACAGAUAGAGAGAGGAGAGGCAGCAAACAAGACGCUAUCAUGACGCGGUGGCUUCAGGCUGGAAAACACUCUGGGAAACAUGGACACAAUGGAGUCUGUCCUCAGCUUGAACCCUCUGAAUUAAAUUAAAACGAAAGUUCCUCACUUUGCCCGAAUCAGACAAAGAGGACUGGACUGCUGCUUUUACACCACCAUUCUCCCUUUUUUGGUGUGCACAUUACUCUUGGAAUUGACAACACAUGGAAGCAGAAGGGAGAUAUAUGCGCAUUUGGAUCCUUGGACGUCUUUUCCCCCCAACAGGGAUGUAAUGGAACAACAAACGCCAAGUUUAAUUGGCCACAGGCUCAAAUAAAUCACAUUAAUUGCUCUUCUUAGCGGGAGACACGAGAUAAGUGAAUGAUUGCAAAUUAAUGAAGGACAAGACUUACCUGUGAAUUUUGGGGAGCUAAACCAUGGGAAGCUUCUCUCGAGAGCCAAAAUGUGCCAAGAGUUCGUAAGGAGUUCAUUUGAAUGUUUGUUUUUUUCUUCUUGAAUGUACAAUGGAGUAAACAGAGAGCAAGUUUGCAAAAGAACAAAAUAUAGUCAAAGACUGUAGGAGUCCUGGUCUCCCGGCAUAAAGCCCCUUCCCCUGGCUGCAGUGUGGAGUAAGGGGCGUGUUCGGAGGUUCACCCCCACCAGGCUGCCACUCGUAGAUGGAGGCCCACCAACACUCCCCAGAUAGCAGCAGUGAGGAGUGCACCGUCCUGGAGGCGCCGCCCGGCAAAAACACCUGCCCGCAACAUGCAGGGAAGGUGGCUGAUCUGUACUGUUCAGCUUGCGGGUGUGCUUUGUGUGAAGACUGUAUGUCGGAGCAUGAGGAGCACCCUAAGGUGCCGCUAAGCCAGGCCCUGGAGCAGCACCGCAACGGCCUGCAGGAGAGGGUGGUGGCAGUCCAGAACAGACUCCCUCAAAUUUCAGAUGCGCUGUCCUUCGUCAAGGAGAUCCUUCAGCAGCUGACCAGUCAGAGAGCUUCCAUCGAAGAGGACAUCCAGUCGAGCUUCGAAGACUUGCACAAGCAGCUGGAUGUUCGGAAGAGUGUUCUACUGAUGGAGCUGGAAGUUACAUAUGGGCUCAAACAGAAGGUCCUCCAGGCCCAGGUGGACAGCCUUGUCCGGGGAGAGGGGGACAUAACAGCAACCUGUACCCAGGCUGAGGAGGCUCUAGCUGGGGAGGCGUGUGUGGCGAGUCUGCAGGUGGAACGAGACCUGGGAGAGAAGCUGCAGGAGCUGACUGGAAUUGGUUUGCCGUGCCAACCGGAGGAAAACGACCAGCUGGAUCUGGUGAUGGAGACGGACGGUCUGAGGAAGUCCAUACACAACCUGGGCACCAUUGUCACAACCAGCGCGGUGGCAAGCCAGAGCGAAGCCAUGGGCAUUGGCCUGGAACAGUGCAUUGUGGGAUAUCCUGCCUCGGUUACCAUUGUAACAAGAGACAAGUCAGGGGGAGCCUGUAAGAGUGGCAAUGCGAUCCUGUCAGCUGAGGUAUUCACCCCAGAUGGCAGCAUUGUUGAUGGUGAAAUAUUGGACCACAAGAACGGGACGUAUGAGUUUGUGUACACAGUGCCAAAGGAGGGCGACUUUUCACUGGCACUUCGUUUGUACGACCAGCACAUCAAGGGAAGUCCCUUCAAACUGACCGUCACCAGGGCCAUAGAGGCAGAAGUAGAGGUAUCUCCCUCCACGACAACAGCAACCAACUCAGCAGCCAAUGCCACCCCUUCCACAGGCUCCUCCGAGGGGGCAAAGAGACGAGGGAAGUCCCCCGGCCAGAAAAAGAAAGGCUCCAAGAGGGCCAGCAGUGCCCUGGGCACCCCUCGACGCAAAACUCAGAACCCCAUCGAAGAUGACCUCAUCUUCAGGAUCGGAACAAAGGGGAGGAAUAAAGGAGAGUUCACCAAUCUUCAAGGAGUUGCUGCCUCCUCCAAUGGCAAAAUACUGAUUGCUGACAGCAACAAUCAGUGUGUCCAGAUAUUCUCCAAUGAGGGAGAGUUCAAAAGUCGCUUUGGUGUGCGGGGACGGUCGCCCGGGCAACUGCAGCGCCCCACGGGUGUCGCCGUGCACCCCAGUGGCGACAUCAUCAUCGCCGACUAUGACAACAAGUGGGUCAGCAUCUUCUCCUCCGAGGGCAAGUUUAAGGCAAAGCUUGGCUCUGGCAGACUUAUGGGGCCGAAGGGCGUCUCAGUGGACCAAAACGGCCAUGUGAUCGUGGUGGACAACAAGGCGUGUACCGUCUUCAUCUUCCAGCUGACUGGCAAGCUCAUCACCAAGUUUGGCAGUAGAGGCAACGGUGAUAAGCAGUUUGCAGGUCCACACUUUGCAGCAGUGAACAAGAACAAUGAAAUCAUUGUAACUGACUUCCAUAACCACUCUGUCAAGGUUUUCACGCCUGAGGGAGAGCUGGUGUUGAAGUUUGGCUCAAAUGGCGAAGGAAACGGCCAGUUCAACGCCCCCACAGGUGUAGCUGUGGACAUCAAUGGGAACAUCAUUGUUGCUGACUGGGGCAACAGUAGAAUCCAGGUGUUUGAUGGAAGCGGCUCUUUCCUGUCCUACAUCAACACGUCUGCCGACCCUCUGUACGGACCCCAAGGCCUGGCUCUGACCUCAGACGGACAUGUAGUGGUGGCUGACUCUGGCAACCACUGCUUCAAAGUCUACCGCUACCUACAAUGACAGACGCUGGGAUGUGACGGCGGAGGCAGGAGAUCGGUGGACAGAGGGAACGGUUGAUGAAGUGGGGUUGUGACACCAUGCAUGACUUCAAAUGUUAGAGAUUGCUGCACGAACCUCUACUGCUGCCUGUAUCAAUGGAAGGAAUUAUAGAUAGAAAGGAAACAAAAGCCAAGAAGAAGGAUUAGCUGAGUUGCCAUCAUUACAUUACUAGAAUCACAAUGGUAAUGUCAGAAAUCUUGAGUCACGCGUGAGAAAUUUUACAGAAUGGGAUGCAGGACUGAUGCAAGUUAUGCAACGAUGGAUUGAUGAUGUUGAAUUACUCUUUCUGUCAGUUUGGCAUAGAAGAAACAACAGAGGAUUGGAUGAAAAAGGAUUUGACGAAAAAUAGGACAAGGGUAUGAUGGAAGUGAUUGACUAAGGGAUGGAAGAACUAUCAGAGGCAUGAAUACAUUAAAAACCAAGAGACAAUUUGAGGUGAAUGAUUGGAGGAAUGUUUUCCAAUGCUCUGCCUUCUUGAAUUGUAUGGAAAAGACAAAAUAAUGGUCAAUGAGCUAAAAGAUAUCUAUGUCUACAACACCAGUAGUUAUUCUGUUUCCUUACAGCAGACUACCCUCACGGGUUCAGUGCCACACUAAAAUUUGGAACCUAGCAAUUCACGAGCAUAGCAGUUACUGUUAAACUAGUACAAAAGUAGAUGCAGUUGUGCAGCAAAGUGUAAAACUUUAAAUAUAAAGCAUGGAUUUGCAGAGAGAAAAAGAGAGUUAUAAUUCCGGUGACUGCAUGAGGAUGGCCAUUUAAAAGUAGAUUCACUAAUAAGAUCACACCUCAGGUACAAAGUAGUUUGUUUUCACCACGUUAUGGAUAGGCAAAGGUAGGGAGAUGAGAUGAGGUAAAGGGGUCGAGGGGAUGGGAGAAAGGAAGAAGCAGAAGUCAUCUGAUGUUAAGAUGCAGGAAUCCAGGGUGUGACGUUCAAGGUGAGGGCAGUAUCUCUGGAAUCUUUAGAUCUGUGUCCCCCUGCAGUGAGAUUGCAGAGAAGAAGAAAGUCCAGAGAGGGCAGGCAAGGAGGGGGCCAAGGAGACGUUAGACACACUUAUAUAGGGAGGCGUGGGAGAUUGGAUGUUUGAGGUGUGGAUUUGUUCCUGAAUCUAAGUCACAUAACUCCAUGUAAUGGUAAACUACAACUCGUCAGCUUUGCUAGCUACAUUGUGGGAAACCUACUCGGUAAUGUUACAGACACGGGGGUUUAAAUUAGGUGCUUCAAAUGUCUAUGCUAGGUCGCAACAAGAAGCUCAACUGUCAGGUUGCCCUUCUUGUCAGACGUUAACUCCUUGUGGCUUGUCUCACUCUUACGACUAGUGUGAACUCACCAGAAGACAUGGACCUCUUUUAGCCUGUGGCAAAGUGUUUGUAUAUUAGGACUGUGUGAAUAUGGAAUGUCUAUUUUAUUUCCCAUAAUGCUAGUAUCAUUUACAAGUCGUAGGCGAUGCAAUCAUCCUUAAGAAACGAUUGCUUGACUCUAAUUCUGAUUUCCGAACAAGUGUCCAUUUUGAUGAGAAGCCUUGCCUCUCUCUCUCCCUCUCUCUCUCUCUCUGCUUGGUUUGAGUGUCCAUAUAUAUAUUUUUUUUCCUUGGAGAGACGGAGAAAAAAAGGAAACGUCUAUAAAUAUAUGCUAUAUAUUUGUGAGAAUAACUUUAAUAAUAUCACGUACAAUGCUCGAAGUAAUUGAAACGUGUUUGGAACCAGUAACAUUCAUCCACACGUUUUCGUUUCCGCUGUUUUCUGCCAGAGGUUCUAGAAGGUUUUUCGACAAAUGAAGGACACCUCGGUGCUCUGGCAGCAUGGCGCCGCCAUCGUGCGUGAUUUGCUAACAUUGGAAGAAGUCCCGUUUUGGAAAACUGUUCAAACUAUUCAUAUCCACUGAUGAUAAGGUACAGUAAAGGACAUGAAAGAAAAUGUGGAAUUAAAAACAAAAAAACAAAAACAAUACAUUUACAAAUCUUGAAAAAGUGCUACGUGAUUGUAACAAUAUUACAAAGCAUUUACAUCAGCUGUUGAAGAAAAAAAAGUUGCAGAGCUUUAACGUGCACCAUUAAUAUACAGAAACCAUUUCAAUUAGCAGAUGCUUGUGGUCCAACCAGUUAUUUACACAACGCCAUCCAUCACUCAGCUAGAAUAAACAAUAAUCAAUACACUAUGUUUGUAGCCGGUAAAUGUCUUUUAAGUUGUAUAAGCUAUGACUGCUAUUUAUUGUUUAUUUAUUAUUUUUGUACCUUAUGAUUAAUCUUAUUCUUGCCAUUUGAUUGUGUUCCACCAUGUGCAUUGAAUCUAUUAAGUGCCCAUUACAUGUCUUCUUUUUUUUAAUAUACAUUUUCUGUAUUAGGCUGAAUCAAAAAUAUGAUUGUUGUUGUGAGUGGACAAAUCAGUGUUCGAAUGUUUAUACUUUGUUUGUGACUACUUACAGACGAACCCAGUUUUUGUUUGGUCUUAGCCAUUGGUGUCAUUGCUGAAGGAUAACACAAGGUAGUUUUUUUUUUAAAAAAACAGCGUGAGUGCAUGUUCAUGGAGUCCCAUUUGUGCUGAAUGUCCGUCUGUUUAAUGAUUGUUAGAAGUUUAUUUCCGUCUGCUGGAUCUCGGAGAAAAACUCAUAAAGAAUGAGCUGGGAAGAAGAUUUUUUGCAUUUCUUGGCGCGAUUGAUUGUUUCCACAAAAUCUGUCAAUGUUUGUUAUAGUAAUCUGGGCCUUAAUGUCGGUAGUACAAAUGAAUGUUGUUUCAAAGUUGAUAUGAUGGAUGCCUUCACAGUAAUCUUGAUUUGAACCAUUUUGCCAACAUAAAACAAGAAAGCAUCAGCUACUAACCCUUUGGAACAGUUUAUUACAGAUGAGUGGAAGUUUGGAUCAAAGCUCUUAAUGAUCAUAUUUUCAGUUUUUUUACAGUGUCACUUGCCUGCUCGUUCUCUCUGUCUCUGUAAUUACCCCCUGCCAUGUCGUCUCACUGUUAUGGGCUAUCUCUUAAUAUUCACACACACCCAAAACUAAAAUAAAACAAUGAUUCCUAAA
Messenger RNA from Mugil cephalus (flathead mullet), 5825 nucleotides. RefSeq names its product tripartite motif-containing protein 2-like. Gene Ontology annotation, molecular function: ubiquitin protein ligase activity; zinc ion binding; translation repressor activity. Lineage: Eukaryota; Metazoa; Chordata; Actinopteri; Mugiliformes; Mugilidae. The record is from RefSeq and is a predicted model, not a curated record. The coding region runs from base 754 to 2769 and encodes 671 amino acids. The transcript is spliced from 14 exons. Gene Ontology annotation, biological process: negative regulation of translation; proteasome-mediated ubiquitin-dependent protein catabolic process; protein polyubiquitination.